GGAAGUGACGCGAGGUGCUGAAAAGAGUUCAUCAAAGCAUCUGGGAGCAAAACACCAGCUAGCUCCAUCUCACUUCUCUCCAGGACACCGCAGACAGGGACGAAGGGACGGCCGGAGGUGUUCACGUUUCUGUGAGCAGUCGAUCACAAUGAAUCCAGUAUACAGCCCUGCACCAACAGGGGUCCCCUUCACCAACACCAAGGGUAUAGGCUACCCAGCAGCUGGAUUUCCUGUUGGCUAUGCCACUGCUGCUCCAGCGUACACUCCGAAUGUCUACGCGGGAGCGAAUCCAGCCUUCCCCAGCGGCUACGCUCCGGGGACCCCUUUCAAAAUGUCCUGCUCUCCCAACACGGGGACGGUCCCGCCGUAUUCCUCCUCCCCAAACCCCUACCCUGCGGCGGUUUACCCCGUCAGGAGCACCUACGCCCAACAGAACCCCUACGCACAGGCGUUAAUACCGUCACAGCAGCAAGGCCCGUACUACACACAGCCUCUGUACGCGGCUCCGCCUCACGUCAUCCAUCACACGACCGUGGUCCAGCCCAACGGGAUGCCGGCGGCCAUGUACGCCCCGCCCAUCCCGCCGCCCCGACCCAACGGCGUGGCCAUGGGCAUGGUGGCCGGCACGACCAUGGCCAUGUCAGCUGGAACUUUGUUGACGACUCCGUCGCCGGCGCCCGUCGCCACCCACCCGGUCACGAUGCCCACAUAUCGGCCUCCGGGCACGCCCAGCUACAGCUACGUGCCGCCGCAGUGGUGAAGCGAGGGGACUGUCAGAAGAUAGUAGAUAUGCAUUCACACUCUACUCCAGUGUUUUUCGCUCUCGGCCGGGACCUGCCGCUCGCGGCGUCCGCCGCCGAUUACUCUUCUUCCAGCAUAAUGUGAAUCUAAAAACCCAAAUACAUAGAAAGAGGCCCAUUUGGAUAGGGUGGAGGUGAAGAAUAGGCCCAUCCCCAUGACCCCCCUCCCCUCCCCAAUGGAAUCAGGCUGUGUUCCACCCCCACCCCGCCCCACCCCGCCCCCUCCCUGAUGCCAGCACUCCCCCCACCUGCUGCAUAACUCACAUCAAACUGCAAUGAAUCCAUGCAAACCUUUUGUGGGCCGCCAUGCAGGUUUUUAUAGCUUAAACUCUAAAGUGGUGAAAAGGGAGUUUUGACUCGUUCCUUUGUCUUUUUUUUUUUUUUUUUUUUUCUUUUUUCCGGUUUGAUUUGGGGAAUAGAUAUGACGUUGAAUGCAUGUGUAUAUAUAGAUAUAUGAAGUAAUGCUAGCUCAAUCUACCUGCUGUGACAGAUGCAAAUUCAACAAAAGGCACACAUCCAAAGGAACUAAAGAAAAAAAAAAAACAGAAGAAGAAGAAAAAAGUAAUAAUCUGCAAUGCUGACUCACCAGUGACCAUGUCUUAAAUGUGAAAGUAGAAAAGACAAGAAACGUCUGUUCAUGCAAAAA
Molecule: messenger RNA, 1446 nt
Organism: Salarias fasciatus (jewelled blenny)
Lineage: Eukaryota; Metazoa; Chordata; Actinopteri; Blenniiformes; Blenniidae
Gene: fam168b
Product: family with sequence similarity 168 member B
Exons: 7
Coding region: 149-760 (203 amino acids)
Source: RefSeq, a predicted model, not a curated record